AUGCUGCCAGAACUCCUGACAGACCUGUUUACGCAUAUUCUGGGAGACAGAGCCCCAGCAGACUACGGCAUUGAAAGAGCCCACAGGGCUCUGCGACCCAUGUCCCCGGAGGGACCGCCGAAAGACGUAAUAUACUGCCUGCUCUCUUACGCCUUAAAAGACGACAUCAUGAGAGCGACGCGCAACCAGCAGAACAUCGCCUUUAGAGACGGGCAGGUCUCGCUCUACCAAGACCUCUCCGCGCUCACAUUGGAGGCCAGGAGGGCGCUACGUCCAGUAACCACCAUCCUACGAGAGCGGAGGAUCCCGUACAAAUGGGGCUUCCCCUUCAGCCUGCAGGCGAAGGUGGGCCAGACCUGGCAUAUUAUACGCUGGCCAGCAGAUGUACCACGCUUCAUACGAGCCACUAGUUUACCAGCGGUGACGGUUUCCAACUGGGUCUUGGAGCGACAACCACAACAUCCACGAGCCGCCAGCGACAGGCCGGGCACAGGCCUUACAGGUAGCGGGUUCCGGCGGGGCGGCCCGGACAGCCACGAAGAAUAA
Molecule: messenger RNA, 546 nt
Organism: Pelobates cultripes (western spadefoot toad)
Lineage: Eukaryota; Metazoa; Chordata; Amphibia; Anura; Pelobatidae
Source: the annotation of a GenBank genome assembly